This is a messenger RNA of Sebastes umbrosus (honeycomb rockfish), 1982 nucleotides long. It is a transcript of the gene ncmap, whose product is annotated as non-compact myelin associated protein. Gene Ontology annotation, cellular component: Schmidt-Lanterman incisure; paranode region of axon; plasma membrane. The transcript is spliced from 4 exons. Bases 651 to 1109 code for a protein of 152 amino acids. Gene Ontology annotation, biological process: regulation of myelination. Gene Ontology annotation, molecular function: structural constituent of myelin sheath. NCBI's taxonomy places the organism in Eukaryota, Metazoa, Chordata, Actinopteri, Perciformes, Sebastidae. The record is from RefSeq and is a predicted model, not a curated record.
UUUCUUGACAAAAAUGCACAGAGCCUCCACCCUCUGCAGUCCAUGAGAGAUGCAACCCGCUGUGAUUUUGAGAGGCAGUAGUCAUGGUGAGAGUAUAGAGCCGGAGCAGACGACUCCGUAGAGGAGCCUCGCUUUUUGAUCAGCGGCCACGGCACGCCUAAGGGCCGCAGGCGGAAGGACCUGAAAAACCAGCUGCCUGAGUUUAAUACUCUCAGCGAGGAGCAGCUCAGGAGCAACAAGUGAGCGAGCGUGGAACCUCCUCCUCCUCCUCCUCUUCACUCUCCUCCUCCUCCUGUUCACAUAAACACUCUGAUUCCCACAGAAUCCACACACACACACACACACACACACAGAGGCAUCUCUGUUGGUUUUUUAAAUUCUUUUGUUUGUGUCCGUCCCGUCUGUUUGUACCUGUGGGACUGUCACUUUAGCGGCACCAAGUCUGCUGGGACUUGUUUCCUCUCUCGGAGUCGCUCACACACUCUUCUACUCCCUCGUGCCUCCCUUCCCCAGACCUGCUGUGACCGUCAGCCGUCCACCGUUGGACUAUGCCCCCAUCAGUCAGCUGAGGGAGGGGGCUCUGUGCUGCUCAGGUUCCCGUCUGGAGAGGAGCUGAAAUCAAAGAGGAGACGGUUAGGUUAUUGCUGAAGAUGCAAGCUUCAACUGUCUCACCUGUGACCAACACGACUACACCUUCAAACACAACCACCGUCACAAAGACCCAAGAACAAAUACUUAUCCAGAGUUCUGGGGCUAUGAUCGCUGUCAUCGUCAUAGGCAUCAUCCUCAUUCUCGCCCUUCUCCUCAUCAUCCUGAAGACGUACAACAGGCAUACACAUGUAUCCCGAGUCCUGGGAGCCAGAGGCUCCAAACCUCGUCCUCGACCUCUGUCACAAUUAACACUUAACAGCAACAUGCCGCUGACCCCCGUGGGGGUCACGUCUGUGUCGGGCAACCUCUUCAGUUUAAACCCAGCCUCGGAGAACGGCUUCCAGCUACCCAGAGCGGAGCUGAGCAGCGCGGAGGGGAGCCAAAUAGAGCAGUUCAGCACCACCAGUGGAUCCACGGCGAUCACCAUACACGACUCUCCGUCAAUAGAAAACACAUAGCAACAAGACUGUGGUUUAGUUUCACAACCAGGCACUGACUGAUGUGUCGUCUUCGUCCGUGACCACGUACUGUGUGCUGACUGAAUCCUGCGGAAACUCGAAUCCGUGACGUCAGUGUCGUCACUGUCGAUUUCCGCCAACUGAGCCACUGCUGGUGACUACAAAGAUAACAAGAUGUGGUGCGCAAAAAUAUACAUCAUGAACAAAAUGGUACCAUAAACAGACACGAUGGAUUACAUGAAGGAUUUUGCAUGACGGGAAACUGAGACCUUCUUCAGAAGAAUUGCUUUUUUGGCUACAGUCAGUGUUCAGAGUAUAGAUGCCAGAAGUUUCUUACUGUUUGUACUCUUUUGCAGAUCACUACUAAUACAAUGAAGAAAAUGUGUAGACUGUAAUGGCUUGAGAACGUUGCUCUUAAGUGUGUACAUUUCUGUAUUAAAGAGGACCACAUAGGUUCAUGAGUAAAUGUAGGAUUAGUAUAAACGUCAGAGAAGACAAAGACAGUAUGAAAGAACUCAAUGUGUGAUGGACACUAGUAUGUGUUGAUAUUGCAGAUCUAUUUUGAUUUACCAACAAUAUUCCUUACUAAAUCUGGUUAACCUUGCAUUAUACUGCCUUUGUCUUCUGAUCUCUCAGAUUUGUUUAAGAAAUCUAUAAAAUGUCUUUUUUUUUUAAACUUGUAUAAUGAAGAAACCACAGAGAUAUUUUGAGACAUCUGGAUGUCAGUCUAACACGCUGAUGUGAAUCCUUUUUAGUUUGACGCCAAAGGAUUUUGCACUUUAUUUCCGUUGCUCCCUGCGUAUUUGUAUUGUUUGUGGUUCUUUAAAUGAAAUGAGAUGAAAAUAAAAUGUAAUAUUUCUAAUUGUGGCUACA